Molecule: messenger RNA, 249 nt
Organism: Amoebophrya sp. A25
Lineage: Eukaryota; Dinophyceae; Syndiniales; Amoebophryaceae
Source: the annotation of a GenBank genome assembly
CCCUCUCUUAUUUAGUCCCCAAACUCCGAGACCGAGCAAAUGCUUUCAAGAUUCUUUCGUCCUCCGUCCUAGUACAACUGCAUAAAAUUAAUAAUGGAUUUAUCUUGCCCUUGUGUCUUCAUACCUCACUCUCGACCAAAACGGGCAGCUGCAGCAGAAAUGCACGACUUCUGCGGAGUCUUUACUGCGGAAAUGGACGUUCCUGACGAAGGAGAAAAAGCGAAUAGUCGAUCAUUUGAAUAGUUUGAC